UCAUCCCUGCGGCACGCGCCCUGGCAGUCUCAGGGAGGAGGAGGAGGAAGCGAGAGAGAGCGAGCGAAGCAGAGCGAGAGAGGCACAGAGAGAGACAGACAGAGAGAGAAGAGAAGACAUCAGCACCAGUGGACUCACUCAAGAGUUCAACAGGCUGUUUAAAGGGACUCGUAUUUGGAUUACAUGCAGGGCCAACAGAGGCGCGCUGGGACGUCUUACGACCAGAGCCGUUAAGAGCGUGCGGAUUUAAACGGAACGUCCGGGGGGGAGGGUCACGCUUGCUUCCUCGCGCCGCUCACGAAGGGCCUAAGCGGCAGGGGAGGAGGUCGCCGGGACCCCGUCGCUCGGCAUCGCGGCGCGCUGGAGUUCCGCCGCGCUGGGGCGCCGUUUGGGAUGGCCGGUUUGGACUGCCCCACUCCUCCGGUGCGCACCCUCGAGGACCUCACUCUGGACUCGGGCUACGGUGGCACGGGCGGCUCGUGCAGAUCCCUUAGCUUCUCCUCGCUGCAGCGCGGCUCGCUUACCCACACGGCCCGCGGCGCCGGCGCCGGCAGCCCCGGGAACGGCGGCGGCGGCACCGGCGGUAGCGCCGGGAAAAUCGGCGGCGGGGGUGGUGGUGGCGGUGUCGCCCGUGGCGGUGGCGUAGGAAUAAGUGGCGGCGACGGCGGCGGCGGUGGCGGCGGCGCUGGCGGCGACGGCCCGGGUGUCGUCAGGGGCGUGGGAGGAGGAGGAGGAGGAGACGGCUCGGCCGGGUCGCGCAGCGGCCACGGCAGCUGCGACACGGUGAACACGGCGCUCGCCGAGGAGGGCGAAGGCGCGGCGGGCCCCGCGGGGAACUGGACUCGCCUGCCCGGCUUGGAGGAGGAGGAUGCCCCGUGGAACGUGCGCGACCUCGCGGUGACGCUGGCCCAGGGCAGGGCCCGCGAGGCCGUGGCGGCCGGGCGGGUUCCGCAGGACGUGGUGGCCCACCUGUCGUCGAUGGCCGGCGUGGCGCUGGUGCGGCUGGCUCGCGAGGCCCAGAGGCUCAGCCUCGUCUAUGCCAGGUGCACGCGGCACGAGGUGGAGAGCGCGGCGCGCGUCGUGCUGUCCCGCUCGCUGGCCGACGCGUGCCUGGCCGGGGCGGCCCGCGCCCUCUCGCUCUACGGCCUGAGCGGCGGCGAGCGCGGCUGGCGCGGCAAGGCGGAGCGCUGCGGCCUCUCGCUGCCCGUGGGGCGGCUCCACCGCUGGAUGGCGGAGGCGCGCGUGGCGGCGCGCGUGCACGAGCACGCGGCCAUCGCGCUCGCCGCCUGCGUCGAGGCCCUGGUGGACGAGGUGGCGGUGCGGGCGCUGGCCGCUUGCGCCGUCGGGGACGAUGACGACGACGAGGAGGCGGCGGCGGUGGAGACGGCUGUGGGCCAGGACGGGGUGCACGAGAAGAAAGAGGAGCUGCCCGCCCACCAUCACCACCGCCGCUACAACCACAGCUACCACCGUGGAGGAGGAGGAGGAGGAGGGGGAUCUGGGUCUGGAGGAUCGGCCCACCGGCGUCGCCGUGGUAGGCCGCUAUGCCCCGAGGCGCUGGACGCAGCUGUGGGAAACGACCCGGAGCUCUACGGACUCCUCCAGCCGUACGAGCAUCUGAUCUGCGGGAGGAACGCACACGGUGUGCUGUCACUGCCGCUGCACUUCAGCGCGUUCGAAGAGCGGGCGGCAUCGAUGGCUGGAGGAGGCGGCGCCGGUGGGACGAUGUCCGUGGAGCCGUACGGCGCUGCGGAGCUGCGCACGCUGGACCAGUCGUUACUCGCCACCUACGUGGGCAGCGUCGCCGAGCUCGGAGACCUGGUCUCUCGCGCCAUGCAUCACUUGGCGAGAUUUGGCGGUGGCGGCGGCGGCAGCUCUAGCGUCGGUGUCAGCCCUUCGCGGGCAGCCCACGCGAAUGCCCCAACGCAGGCGGCCUGGGGCUGGGACUCGCUGCACGCGCUCUACUACUUCAUGCGCUGCCCGCGCAUGGAAUGCAUCGAGGAUCCCAACCUGGAGCCGCCCAAGCUGAGCCUCACCUAUGAGAGGCCGUUCGUGCUGCGGCCCCCGCUGAUGGAGUGGAUGCGCGUGGCAAUGGCCCACGCGGCCCACCGGCGAGGCCUCACGGUGGACAGCGACGACGUGCGGCAAGCGGCGCGACUCUUCCUGCCCGGCGUCGACUGCGAGCCGCGCCUGCUCAAGACGGACGACUGCUUCUGCGCCUGGCGCCGUCUCGACGCCCGGGCGGCCGAGGGCCGCUUCCUGCAGGAUCUCGCGUUCCGGAUGCUCAACUGCGGCCGCACGGACCUGGUGAAGCAGGCCAUCGCCCUGCUGGGACCCGCCGGGGUCGACACGCUCAAUGACCAGGGCAUGACCCCGCUGAUGUACGCCUGCGCAUGCGGGGACGAGGCCAUGGUGCAGAUGCUCAUCGACGCCGGCGCGAGGCUGGACAUGGAGGUGCCGGGAGACCCCCACGUGCUCCCGUCCGUGCACCCGGGCACGAGGCACUGGACGGCUUUGUCGUUCGCCACCCUGUACGGGCACCUCUCCAUAGCCCAGCUGCUGCUGGAGGCCGGUGCCAACGUAGAGGGGUCACUCAAGGACACGGACGAUCCCAACUACGCCGAGACGCCCCUGCAGCUCGCGUCGGCCGCAGGUAAUUACGAGCUGGUGAGCCUCCUGCUGGCGAAGGGAGCCAACGCGCUCGUGAGCACGGUGCAACGCAACGGCAUCGCCGCCGCCACUCCAGGGGACAUGAACUCCUUCAGCCAGGCAGCGUCACAUGGGCACAGGAACGUCCUGCGCAAGCUGCUGUCUCAGCCCGAGAAGAAGCAGGAGGACGUGCUUUCGCUGGAGGAGAUCCUCGCCGAGGGCGCGGGCGGCCCCGGGGAUUUUGGCGUGGGCGUUUCGGUGGAGGGUCAGGGCGGACGGGUGAGGGUCAGGGCCCUGCAGGAGGCCAUGUACCACAGCGCCGAGCAUGGACACCUGGACGUCACCAUGGAGCUGCGCGGCAAGGACGUGCCGUGGACGCUGCACGUGUGGCUGGAGUCGCUGCACACGUCGUGCGUGCAGUCGCGCUCCGCGGUGACGAUGGCGCUGCUCGAUGAGUUUGCGAGCGUGCGCGCCGGCGGCGUCCACUUCACGGAGCUCAUGCUGGCGCGCGGGCUGCCACUGCUCUUCGACAUGCUGCGAGGCCAGCAGAACGAGGCGAUCACGCAGAGAGUCGCCGACAUCCUCAGCCAGUGCUACGGACCGCAGCCUGUGCCCCAGAUCCCCGAGGACCACACCCCGUUGGGGGCUCGGCUCGACCCGCACUUCGUCAACAAUCGGGAGAUGUCGGACGUGACGUUCAUAGCCGAGGGCCGCCCUCUCUACGCCCACAAGGUGCUGCUCGUGACCGCCUCGCCACGAUUCAAGGCUCUGUUGACCGGCGGGGGCUCUUCUGUGGAUCAGUGUCGGAGCAUUGAGAUCGGGGAAAUCAAAUACCACAUCCUCGAGCUCUUAAUGCGGUACGUGUAUUACGGUGGCGUGGAGGAGGUCAAAAUAGCGGACGAAGACAUCUUGGAGCUCAUGUCGGCUGCCAGCUUCUUCCAGCUCGACGCCCUGCAGCUCCACUGCGAGCAACUCUGCUCCCGCGCCAUCUCCUACAGCAACGCUGCGGGCCUUUACCGUCACGCCAAGAAGGUGGGCGCCGGUCAGUUGGCUGUGUUCUGCGAGGGAUACUUCCUCAAGCACAUGCCAUCGCUGCUGUCCGGCGAGGAUGCCUUCCGGGCGCUGGUGCUGGGCCGCGGGGGCCGGGGAGGCCGGACAGGGAGAGCGGGGCGAGUGGGGUCCAGCGGGGUGGGCGGGGGAGCUGGGGGGGGAGGAGGGGUGCUCGCUGCACUGCAUGCUACCCUCGCUGCUCGUAUGCUGCAGCAGCAGCAGCAGCAUGGACGCAAGUGAGCGAUUGGUGGAUAUUUAUUCAGAAGCGGACUGCACAAGACGGAGAGGGGGGGAGGGGGAUGUGGCCGAGAGGACGUCCACCUGCACACGAGCUCGUUGCAGAUGGAGCGCAGCUACUGGAGGGAUCUUUAUACGUCUCACAAUCCUGAGAGAUGGGGACGUCUUGGUUGGGAGUGAGGGGUGAACUUCAUCCAGCAGUUAGUGGAUCACAGCCGACGAUGAUGAUGAAGAUCACCAUCAUUAUGAUGGACUAAAUAAUGGAGGAGCUACUGGUUUGAUGCUUGGACAUCAGAUUGCGUGGUCUAUGCACGGCUGAAAUGUAUUGAUAAGUCUGUGUUGUGGAAAACGAAAUGGACAUUGUGUGGGACGGGCAGCAUUAUUCAUAUUUUAUACCUUUGCGCACAACUGCGUGCAUGCUCUGCGGACAGCUAUUCCAGGUUCACCGAGUGAACAGACAUUCGGUGAGGUGGAUGGCUAAGUGAAAAGGUAAGGGUGCAACCCUGCAAGUUUCAAACACAACUGGUGAUGGAAGGGCCUCCCCAAGAGCCCAUGUGGAGGGUAUUUGGCUGACUCUUCCUUGCCGGCCAGACGUCCUGGAAGAGGUGUCCGUAUUCACGCUUUACCCAACAGCACGUGACCUGCCGAUCGAUGAAGUGAACACCUCGUUUGAAUUAUCUUCGCUGGUCAGAGUAACGGUGAAAUGGAAAGGUGGUGAACAUUUCAAAUGAAAGGUUUGAAAGCGUGCUCCGCGGCUUGAUGGAUAGUUGUACAGAGAGCUUGCUGAAUGGACAGCUAACGUUACCAGUCCGCGAUGUGGACAAUUCGUAGCGUGCAGCCAUGAAGUACAAUUAAUGAGGCAGCUAAUUAAACGCAUUAGGUGAUGGAAGUGAAAGAUGACAAGGGGCAGUUGAAAAGGCGGCUUCGGGAACGAUUUGUCAAAAGUGCACAAAGACAAAAGCACACAACAGGAAAAUUGCCUGUGGCAGAGCACUGAGCGAGCACUGCCGAGCGAGUUCGAGGCCAUAUAUGUUGAAAUACGUUCAACAUAUAUGCCCUCAACUUUGAGCAACCGCUCUUUAACGUUUCACACGACAUGCACAAAUGUGUACAAAGCGCACACAGCUGCUGUGCAUAUGAAAAAAAAAACUCUUUGAGAGUUUCCUAAAGAAGUGCAUUGUGGUCCUCUUUGCCUUAGGUCACCGUCAAAAUAAAUGUGCGCAAAUGUGCCCGGCUUAGAGCAGCAGUGGUAGAGUGAUAGACAACUUUCGAACGGUUGCAUCCCGACUAGGACUCGUUAGCACAACACAGUCUGCCUCCACUCUUACCAGACACAACUCCCGAAAUUUACCUCCUGCUUCUUUCAAUACAGAAUUCAAAACCAUCCGUCAAAAAUAUUGCCCGAGCAGGAAAAACAUAGAUGUAUCUAGCAGGCGAUCUUUUGCGGAAUAGCCCUUCAUAUAGAGAAGCUCGAGGAAUUGAGUCAAUAAUAUUUGAUAACUGCCUCAUACACCAUGGUGCCCUGAUAAAAAAUGUUAUUACAAAACAUAAAUCCAGGUUUUACUAGAAAUCCAUUAUCUUGGUAAAGGACUACAGAACUGAACUUAUAUAUAUAGUUGGCGUUUUCUCUCUCAUCUGUGUCCAAUUCCUACCUGCUACACUACUGGAGGGUCCUGGUUUAAUCAUUGUUGUACCAACACGGAUCUGAACGCUCGGAUUUUCAUCGGUGCCGACUCAGUGCUCUGGAAAUAGCAUUUGUCUUCGAAGCCACAUGGACACUUCAAAGAUAGACUCCAUGGAAAUGUAAUAAUUAUAGAAUUAGUGCAUUGAUUUAUGAGCUGGUAUUAUUUAAGAAAAAAAAUUCAUGUAAGUAGUUGCUAAAUUAAAUGUCAGCUUAUGAAAUUCCUUGAAUAUCAAAGAACCUUUAUACGUUUUCACUGCCCCUCUUACAAAUGUUGCUAUUUUCCUGUUGCUGUUUUUUACUGAUAUUUGUUUUUCGUUAUGUUUAUUAAGGUACUGAGGAAAAACGUGUAACUUUAUUUAGAAUUGCCAACAGACAGCAGAGCAUUAACGUCACAGAUUUUGAUCCAAUGUCCUUAAAUGUUUAACACGUAGGCUUUCGCGAGCAAUAUUGUCCAUAAAAGCUUUUUUGGGGUUAGAUUGCCUAAGUAUAAACGUGUCGUAAAACCCGAUGCUGGUUGUUAUUACCGGCGAAACAUCGUACUUGAAUUGUACAUGUUGUGGGUUUACUCUCAAACACACCGGUGUGCUGAACUAGUAAUGAAUUGGCACGUUUUGUUUACGUGACGAACCUUACUUAUUGGCUGUGUCGGGUGGUGGCGGGUUUAACGACACAUUUAUAUUUACGCGAUUUAACCCCCAAAAAAACGAUGGUCCUUAAAUGGUCUGUCUUGCUGAGGAUUGCAAUGUGGUGCUCAACGUUGUGCAGAUAAGUGAAUCGUUUUAUAUUUAUCCACGGGCCAUUUGAAAACUUGAUAGGUAGGCCUGAAUAUAUGAAGUGCAAUUACUCCUGUAUGUGAUGAAUGUUGGUGCAGUCGAUUGGUGACCAACCAGGCUGAGCCUUCAAGAGACUCUGGCUGAGUGUGCCCUGACAUGGGAAUUCGUUUUCUUUCAGACACUCAGCAAGUGCUCAAACCCAGGAUCUCAAAAAUGCUUGCUCAGUGUACUAACAUUGACAUCGGCCCUCUUGAGUCCACCAGCUACAAGGUUUGAACCCAGGACCUAAUUCACUGCUUUUCCACUGGUACAUGACCCGAGCCAGAGCGAUGCUCUCCCAGUACAGGUGGUUUUCCACUGGCUCUUUGCCAUGCCAAGCCAGCACCAAACCGUGAUAGGCUAGCCCACACAAGAAAGAUUAAUCUAGUUUAGGGUCUCGCAGGGUCGAGCACGGCACAUGAUGUCAAAUUGCAUGUGUGUGACGUCCGCAGCAAGGCUCGGGUUCUGCAGUGGAAAAACAAUCUGGCGCUUCCUGACCAGCGCUGGGUUGGCUCGGCACGGCUGAGUUCUAGUGUAAAAAAAGUUAUCAGAGGUAUGGAUGGGUUCGGGCCCUGCGAUGAAAACCCAGACAGCUUAUGUAUACCUCAACAGCUGUUGAAAACCAACAAAACUCGUCGAUUGUUUUAUUUUACCAUUGUUGUACAUAAGGACAACUUUUUGGAAAACAUGUAAAUGUAUUGCAUUUAAAUUUCUAGUUGUGAAAAGGUGCAGUCGUCACAUUUGCCCACAGUCCAUAUGCUUAUGUUUGCCAAUCAUUGACCUUCGGAGGUUGGUAAACAAGGUGAGAUGCAAUGUGUGCGCAGUAUGAGAGCAGUGUGUGAUCAGAUGGGCAUUUGAGAUGCCUUCAAGAGCUGCAAUUCUACGACCAAUAACAUUUGUAUGAUGACUGAUUUAGGUUGGGCCUUGCUUUUGAAACACCAACCCAUUCUCAACUGAUAACUUUAGUGUUCCCUGCUCUCCUCCAAUGUGACGUCACCCCCUCCACUCUGCCCCCAAUGUCUCCUAAUCCCCUUCUUAGCCCCCUACCCCUGUAGUCUCGUGACCAACCCAGCAAGGAAGGAAGGAGUGUGCUUUUACUGGGUAGGAAUCGAAGCAACGGUAGAAGAAAAGGUUGUUGAUACGAAAGUAAAUAAAAAAAAAACCAUGUACAGUAUUUUAAAAAAAUUUAGCACUGUUUAAUGUAACAAAAAUGGUGUGUUAUGUUUAAAAUAAAAAACACGUUUUGUUUAUUUCGACA
This is a messenger RNA of Lethenteron reissneri (Far Eastern brook lamprey), 7690 nucleotides long. RefSeq names its product ankyrin repeat and BTB domain containing 2 (gene ABTB2). The record is from RefSeq and is a predicted model, not a curated record. Lineage: Eukaryota; Metazoa; Chordata; Hyperoartia; Petromyzontiformes; Petromyzontidae. Gene Ontology annotation, molecular function: structural constituent of chromatin; DNA binding; protein heterodimerization activity. Gene Ontology annotation, cellular component: nucleosome.